Striga hermonthica is the source of this 969-nucleotide messenger RNA. The record is from the annotation of a GenBank genome assembly. NCBI's taxonomy places the organism in Eukaryota, Viridiplantae, Streptophyta, Magnoliopsida, Lamiales, Orobanchaceae.
AUGGCACUGCUUCCUUCAAAGGGAGUGGUGAUAUCCAUUCCGACUCUCGUCCUCACCGUCUCGGCUGCCGCAAUCCUCCUAUUCUUCCUUGUAACCUCCCUCUCAUCAUCUCCUUCAACUUGCACCUGCCCAGUCUCCCCCUAUGCAGCCAGCAGCUACAGCCUCAAAACCACGGCCCAUAUCUCGCCCUCACCUGAUGACAUAAACUGGGUCAAGGCCCAAAUUGAGGCCAACGGGCUGCACAUGCACGAAAACAUCCUUCGAAAAGGCAUAAACCCACGAACCCGCCAGCAGCAGCUGCAAGACCUCCUCCAGUUCAAGGGCAUAUCUCACUACGAAGGCCCUGAGGCGAAUAACCACACUGCUCUCCCUUGCCCGGGUGAACUACUCGUUGAGGAACACCACAGCAAUUACGGAGAGCCAUGGGCAGGUGGCCGUGACGUAUUCGAGUUCUUAGCCGGUUCGGCUAACCUGACCCCCGACUCAAGAGUUCUCGAGAUUGGUUGUGGGACCCUCCGCGUGGGCCUUCAUUUCAUCCGAUUCUUGAAUCCCGAGCGGUACCACUGUUUGGAGAGGGAUGAACUUUCUCUAAUGGCUGCCUUAAGGUAUGAGCUUCCGUCUCAGGGUUUGCUUCAGAAGCGCCCGUUGAUCAUGAAGGGUGAGGAUAUGGAUUUCGGUAGGUUUGGAUCGGGUGUCAUGUACGAUUUGAUUUACGCGAGUGCUGUUUUUCUUCACAUGCCCGACACGCUUGUGUGGACGGGUAUGGAGAGAUUGGCGGGCAGGUUGAGACCUGUGGAUGGUCGGAUUUUCGUCUCGCACAACAUCAAGUUUUGUUCUCGUUUGGGAGGUGAGGAGUGCACGAGGAGGCUGAAUGGAUUGGGGCUUGAGUACCGGGGGAAGCACACGCACGACAGUUUGCUCUUCAACCAUUACGAGAUAUGGUUUGAGUUUAGGAGGUUCAGAGCUUAA